This is a messenger RNA of Sus scrofa (pig), 3566 nucleotides long. The record is from RefSeq and is a predicted model, not a curated record. Lineage: Eukaryota; Metazoa; Chordata; Mammalia; Artiodactyla; Suidae.
CCACCCCUAAGACUACAUGUCCCGGAGGGCUUUGCGCGAGCCUUGAGCAGUGCAUUCUGGGAUUCGUGGUCCCUGCAUCUGCGCCAAGCCUGCCGGUAUUUGUGGUCUCGCCCGCGCUCGGGUCCCUCGUCCCUCGCCGCAAGCGGAAUGCUGGGACUUGUAGUUCAGAUGCCUGGCCCGCUGCCCCAGGCGUGUCCAGGAAUCGCUCCCACCGCCGCUGUGGCGGCGUUCCUCCGAGUAACGGGGUAUGCUUAGGCGUCCUCAGGGUCUCCACAGGCUCGAGUGCACGCGCGUGGAAAAGAUCCAGAUGCAGCAGGACUGGAAGCAGCUGGGAGUCGCUGUGGUGGUUUGGGACGCGGUGCUCAUGGGACCAUCACGGAUCGAAAGGGCACCUCUGGGCAUCACAAAUUCCUUUCAGCUCAUGUCUGUUUUGGGCAGAGAGAGGCAGGCUGUUGCCCAGAGCCCAGGCAGAGGGACCUCCAGCAGCUAUGGCUGACUCCCGACCCCCUGCACCUCUGAACUGUCACUCUCUGCAGGUGACCACGGCGUGGCUCUGUGCCUGGUCUCAAGCAGCUCGAGGCUGGAGGACCGCAAGCCCAAGUCAGGGUCACAUCCAAGACUGGGGACUUUGCUCUGGUCUGUUUGCUCCCAUCCCCCCACCCCCCACCCCUAGUCUGGCAGCAGCUCCCACCAAGUUCCCCGCCCUCCCUGGCACCCUCGCUCCACUGUUUGUCAGAUCAAAGCACAGUGACCCAGGGCCUGACCGCAGUGAAGGCCCUUGUCCAGGGCACCCACCCCUAAGCCAAGCCCCACGCCACCCACGAAGCUGGGGCGGGCGCGGGUUGAAAUUUAACCACCAGGCUCGGGGCUUUGGGUGAGUUUUUACAAAAGACGUAGGACCACCCCGCUCCUCAUUGUCCGACCGAGGUGAGGACCGAGAGUAGAAGAGCCUCCGUCCUGCUUCGGGCCCUGGGGUGCGGCCAGAAGAUGCUCAGGGCCCCGCUGUCCUGCAGGGGCCACGUGACGUCUUCGGCUUUCUCGGGCCUGGUCAGGCAGCGGUGGGGGACCCUUCGCGGUCACUGGCUACGGCCGGAGCGAUGGUGCGUGCAGGCUCCCUGCGGCCCGAGAAGGAGGAAUAACGCUGUGCACCCACUCUGGAAGGACCCCGCCUCCUCGCCAGGGGGCACCCGGCCGUCCCCUAUCAACAUCCGCUGGAGGGACAGCGUCUAUGACCCCCGGCUGCAGCCCCUCAGCGUCUCCUACGACGCGGCCUCCUGCCUCCACGUCUGGAACACCGGCUACCUCCUCCAGGUGGAAUUCGACGACUCAACCGAUUGGUCAGGAAUCAGCGGUGGGCCCCUGGAGAACCCCUACAGACUAAAGCAGUUCCACUUCCACUGGGGAGCGGUGGACGAGUGGGGCUCCGAGCACACAGUGGAGGACCACGCGUACCCCGCCGAGCUGCAUCUGGUUCACUGGAACGCUGUGAAAUACCAGAAUUACAGAGAAGCUGCAACGGGAGAACAUGGCCUGGCUGUCAUAGGUGUAUUUUUAAAGCUGGGGGCCCGCCACGAGGCGCUGCAGGAGCUGCUGGAGGUCCUGCCAGACAUUAAACACAAGGACUCGCGGGCGGCCCUGGGCCCCUUCCAGCCCUCCUGCCUGCUGCCCACCUGCCGAGAUUACUGGACGUACCCGGGCUCCCUGACCACGCCCCCGCUCUCCGAGUCCGUCACCUGGAUCAUCUAUAAGAAGCCCAUUGAGGUGGCUCAGGACCAGGGGCUCAUCAGGUGCGUGACACAGACAUGCCUGCUGCCGAGACAAGGGACAGUAUCUGAAGAUGUGACCACACCUGGACAAGUGACGACACCUGGACAAGUGAGCACACCGGGACAAGUGACCGCACCGGGACAAGUGACCGCACCUGGACAAGUGACCGCACCUGGACAAGUGAGCACACCGGGACAAGUGAGCACACUGGGACAAGUGACCGCACCUGGACAAGUGACCGCACCUGGACAAGUGACCACACCUGGACAAGUGACCGUAGCUGGACAAGUGACCGCACCGGGACAAGUGACCGGACCUGGACAAGUGAUGACACCUGGACAAGUGAUGGUACCCAGACAAGUGACCAUAUCUGAAGAAGUGACCACACCUGGACAAAUGGCCACAUCCGCCAGUCUCUCCACGUCUCUCCUGACACGUGUUCCAGCCCCCGCUCUGCUGGGGAAGAAAGUCAAGGGUUGGACCCAGGUGGGAUCCGGUGCUCAGCUGGCCUGUCCACUGGCCCUGGUCAUGCCCUCUCACCAGCCCACCAGCCGCAGCUCCGUCGGGGGGGGGGAUUCACCCUGGCCCUCCCACCCAUCCAGAGGCCAGGGUUGACACUUCCUACUGCACAGAAGAGGAAACGCAGUCUCCAGAAGCUGAGCACCGUCCCUCCCCGGACCCUGGUAGGAGGCGGCAUUGGAACCCAGAACCUCUAACUGUAGGCCUGCGUGUGUUGCUUAGGUAAAAAUUCAUGUAAUGUGAAAUUAACUGAGAGUUCUCUUGUGGCUCAGUGGGUUAAGGGUCUGUUGGUGUCACUAUAGAGGCUCAACUUGCUGCUGUGGCACAGGUUCCAUCCCUGGCUUAGGCUGGGGAUGUGGCCCCCAAAAUUAAAAUUAAAUUAAAAUUAACCAUAUGCCAGAAAGAGAAAGACAAAUACCAUAUACUGUCACUCAUGCGUGGAAUCUAAAAUAUGGCACAAACGAACCUGUCUCCAAAACAGGAACCAAUCACAGACAUGGAGAGCAGACUUGUGGUUGCCCAGGGGGCAGGGGAGGAAGCAGGACGGACGGGGAGUCUGGGGUGAGUAGAUGCAAAUUAUUACAUUUAGAACAGAUAAGCAAUGAGGUCCUGCUGUACAGCCCGGGGAACUCUAUCCAAUCUUCUGGGAUAGACCGAGAUGGAAAAUAUUAAAGUAAAAUAAAUAAAUGCCGACUUUUUAUUUAAAAAAAUUAAAUGUGGUACAUGUUUAACCAAAGACAUUGAACCCUUCUGAAGUGGACGGCUGGGUGACAUUCGCAGCCUCCCAUCGACGUGCAACCUUCACUACCCUCUGGUUCCAAGACAUCUUGUCGCCAGGAAGAAAAAAAGAGGCCCUGCUACCGGUCGGUUCUCCCCUCCCCGGCCCCCGCCCCAGCAACCCCGGCGAUGCUCUCCCUGUCUGCCCAGGUUCACCUUUUCUGGACGUUUCAUACAGACGGAACCAGACGCUGCCACGUGUCCAGCCCUUUCCCCGAGCACAGGGUUUUCAGGGUCCGUCCACCUCGGGGGGCGGGUCAGUCCCUCACGCGCUUCCGUGGCUGAGUGACAGUUGCUCUCUGCAGGGGCCACGUGCUUUCUCUAUCAGCCGACAGGCAGGCCCGAACUCUCAAACUCCGUUUCCCACUAGUGCUCUUCCGGCAUCUUCCAUGAGCAAGGCCAGCUUUCUGAGCAAAAGGCCAAACCUGUGGGAAUCAUGACCCUCGCAGCGGCCGGUCACAAGCCCAGGACAUCAAUAAAACCCAGGCAAACUCUUUCUCUGU